GUGUUCCAUACAGCAGGCUGUGUUGUAAAAUGGAAUAUGAUAGAGACACAGACGCCAGGCAGACCCCACUCUGCGCCUGUACUUUAAAAGUUCAGAGAACGUGAGAGACACCAGCCGAUGGCCAGCACCCAACAACAGCAAGGGAAAUGUGCAUUGGUCCAAACAUAACAUUUUUCUAAACUGCAAUCAAACAUCAUCGGGAUCUUGCAGCCAAUUGUCCCUUUCUUCAGAUUGGAGUGACACGCCCAGUCCGACGGGAAUGACUCCAUGUGCAUCCUAUGUCAAGGGCCACUGGAAGCCUGUUGAGAGAUGGCCAUGAUGUGCUCACAGCGCCCAGUCUUCUCCUCUGUCCUCCGAGGUCUCCCCUUCACACCCCAAAGACUAGUGCUGCUGCUGCUGCUUUCUGCCUGUAUGGCGGGCAAUGCUUCAGGAACCUGCCCUCCAGUCUGCAUCUGUGCGAGCGACAUCACCACUUGUACCAACAAGAACCUGACCACUGUGCCAAGGACGCUCCACAAAGUUGUGACCAGCCUGGAUGUUAGCUAUAACAGCAUCCGCCUCCUUGACUCUAACUGGGCCCCUGCUAUUUUAGACAGACUGAAAACCCUCAUUCUCAAUCACAACAGCAUUGAUUUCCUCUCCAGAGGGGCCUUUGCUUCUACCCCCCAGCUGAGGUAUCUAGACCUGUCCUCCAACAAGCUGAAAACAUUAGGCAACUCAUCGUUUCGAGGUUUAAACUCUCUGGAGACCCUCCUGCUUUACAAUAAUCAAGUGGCCCAACUUGGCGCUGGAGCUUUCGAAGGUUUGUACAAACUUCGUAAGUUAUAUCUCAGUCAGAACCUGAUCGCCCACUUCCCUUUGCACUUGUAUAAAGGGCAGUCCAGCCUUCCACUGCUCGAACUCUUAGAUCUGUCCUUCAACAAGUUAACUUCUGUGCCAGUCCUCCAGGUAACUGCACUGUCUGUUCAGCUACAGAGCGGUUUGUAUCUGCAUGCAAACCCAUUUAUUUGUGAUUGUUCUUUCUACACUAUGGUCACUUACUGGUAUCACAGGCGGUUUAGGUCUGCAGUGGAUUUUAAAGAUGACUACCGAUGUUAUUUUCAACUUGACUCCACGAGAAGUGUUAGUAUUUUACUGAUCCAUGAUGACCUUUUGAAUUGCUCCAAUAGUACUGUGAACGGCUCCUUUCAUGCUUUAGGGCUGCGAUAUGAGGCUCACUUGGGGGAAAGACUGGUGAUAAACUGCGACAGCAAGAUACUGGAUCCAAAUACAAAUGUUCUCUGGGUCACACCAAGGAAUAAUACAUUGCAGCCAGGCAUUCAAGAUCAGGAUUUGCGGGUAUUAUUGAAUGGAAGCCUUGAGAUUCAACAGGUCCGACCUGAAGAUGCAGGCAUCUACUCUUGUAUAGCAAUUAACAGCAAACGGAUGUUAAACGAAUCAAUCGAGGUAAUGCUGAAGGUGCAUAACUUUACACAAACUGGGCAACGCUUGCAGACCUUUAACACUGCCUUUACCACACUCUCUGCCUGCCUUGCCAGCAUUAUUUUGGUCCUGAUCUAUCUUUAUUUGACACCUUGCCGCUGUUGGUGCAAAUCCAAGCAGAAGCCCAGGAAGCCGAAUGGAAAUAGUGCCCACUCUUCGAUCCUGAGCGCCACUCCCUCCCAUGAAACUGCCGGCGCAGAUCGGAAAGUCAGCGCUUGCAAGCGGGUGGUUUUCCUGGAGCCGGUGAAAGAGCCUCUGAAAGGUCAGAACGGGAAAAUGAGACUGCACCCCGCCAACCAUGCCAUGGCGGAAAAGAUCCUGAGGGGCAAAAGGGGCAAAACUGACAUUGACGCGAUCAGUUCUGCGUUCUCAGAUAAGCUCAUCGUAGCAUAAUCUGAAUAUCAGGGAGAUUGCUACCAAUUAGACACACUGAGAAUCGGCUGGAAUUUCUGAUAAAUCCUGUUUGUGGAAAGCUGAAGGCUGGAUUGAAGGAUAACUUUGCUGCAUUGAAUGUUAAUCGGGCUAUGUCACCUUGGAGAAAAGUUUUACAAAUCCACUCCAUUCUUGGAUCCUUCAUGAGGGUACAAGUACA
Molecule: messenger RNA, 2074 nt
Organism: Hemiscyllium ocellatum (epaulette shark)
Lineage: Eukaryota; Metazoa; Chordata; Chondrichthyes; Orectolobiformes; Hemiscylliidae
Product: amphoterin-induced protein 2-like
Exons: 2
Coding region: 310-1875 (521 amino acids)
Cellular component (GO): plasma membrane
Molecular function (GO): protein binding
Source: RefSeq, a predicted model, not a curated record